AUGUCUCGUGAAGCAGAUGUGGAGUGUCAGCAGUCCCAAGGAGGCACCUCCCUCUUCUCACAACCCCACGGCUCCUCACAGUCCCAGAGCACAUCUAGCUCCUCCUCCAGCACAGUGCCCACGUCCAGCCAGUCCUCUCACUCCAGCUCUGGGACGCUGAGCUCUGUAGACACGGUGUCCACUCAGGAACUCUACUCCAUUCCUGAAGACCAAGAACCGGAGGAUCCUGUCCCUGCUCCUUGGGCUCGAUUAUGGGCCCUUCAGGAUGGAUUCUCCAAUCUCGAGUGUGUUAAUGACAACUACUGGUUUGGGAGGGACAGAAGCUGUGAAUAUUGCUUUGAUGAGCCACUACUGAAAAGAACUGACAAAUACCGGACAUACAGCAAGAAACACUUUCGGAUUUUCAGGGAAAUGGGUCCUAAAAAUUCUUACAUCGCAUACAUAGAAGAUCACAGUGGCAAUGGAACGUUUGUAAAUAGAGAGCUUGUAGGGAAAGGAAGACGCCUGCCUUUGAAUAACAAUUCUGAAAUUGCACUUUCAGUAUGGAGUAAUAAAGUCUUUGUAUUUUUUGAUCUGACUGUAGAUGAUCAGACAGUUUAUCCUAAGGAAUUAAGAGAUGAAUACAUCAUGUCAAAAACACUUGGAAGCGGUGCCUGUGGAGAGGUGAAGCUGGCUUUUGAGAGGAAAACAUGUAAGAAAGUAGCUAUCAAGAUCAUCAGCAAAAGGAAGUUUGCUAUUGGCUCUGCGAGAGAGGCAGAUCCAGCUCUUGAUGUUGAAACAGAAAUAGAAAUCCUGAAAAAGCUGAAUCAUCCUUGCAUCAUCAAGAUUAAAAACUUUUUUGAUGCAGAAGAUUAUUAUAUUGUUUUGGAAUUGAUGGAAGGAGGAGAGCUGUUUGACAGGGUGGUGGGGAACAGACGUCUGAAAGAAACUACCUGCAAACUCUAUUUUUACCAGAUGCUCCUGGCUGUCCAGUACCUUCAUGAAAAUGGCAUUAUACAUCGAGACUUAAAGCCAGAGAAUGUUCUACUGUCAUCACAAAAGGAGGACUGUCUUAUAAAGAUUACUGAUUUCGGACAGUCCAAGAUUUUGGGGGAGACCUCUCUCAUGCGAACACUUUGUGGGACCCCCACCUACUUGGCUCCCGAGGUUCUUGUUUCCUUAGGGACUGCUGGGUAUAACCGUGCUGUGGACUGCUGGAGUUUAGGAGUUAUUCUUUUUAUUUGCCUUAGUGGGUAUCCACCUUUCUCUGAGCAUAAGACUCAAGUGUCACUGAAGGAUCAGAUCACCAGUGGAAAAUACAACUUCAUUCCUGAAGUCUGGGCAGAGGUCUCAGAGAAGGCUCUGGACCUCGUCAAGAAGUUGUUGGUAGUGGACCCCAAGGCACGUUUUACAACAGAAGAAGCCUUAAGACACCCGUGGCUUCAGGAUGAGGGCAUGAAGAGAAAGUUUCAAGAACUGCUUUUGGAGGAAAAUAAAUCAACAGCUGUAACCCAGAUCCCAACCCAGCCUUCCACCAGUCAAAAGCGACCCCUGGAAGGGGAAACAGAGGAUGUUGACGCUCCAAAGCGCCUGGCUGUGUAUGCUGCAGUCUCCUGAGCACUGUGGUGUGAACAGUGAAAGAAUGUACCUUC
Chrysochloris asiatica (Cape golden mole) is the source of this 1631-nucleotide messenger RNA. RefSeq names its product checkpoint kinase 2 (gene CHEK2). The coding region runs from base 1 to 1596 and encodes 531 amino acids. Gene Ontology annotation, biological process: mitotic DNA damage checkpoint signaling; protein phosphorylation. Gene Ontology annotation, cellular component: cytoplasm; nucleus. The transcript has 15 exons. Lineage: Eukaryota; Metazoa; Chordata; Mammalia; Afrosoricida; Chrysochloridae. The record is from RefSeq and is a predicted model, not a curated record. Gene Ontology annotation, molecular function: protein binding; ATP binding; protein serine/threonine kinase activity.